Petromyzon marinus (sea lamprey) is the source of this 4671-nucleotide messenger RNA. RefSeq names its product phosphate regulating endopeptidase X-linked (gene PHEX). Gene Ontology annotation, cellular component: plasma membrane. Lineage: Eukaryota; Metazoa; Chordata; Hyperoartia; Petromyzontiformes; Petromyzontidae. The record is from RefSeq and is a predicted model, not a curated record. Gene Ontology annotation, molecular function: metalloendopeptidase activity. Gene Ontology annotation, biological process: protein processing.
AAACGUCGUGAGAAUAUUGUGUUAUUUUAUCAAUUUAUUAUUUUAUUCUCAUUCUACGUGACUUUACCGAAAGAACCAAAGAAGGUAAACAAAUCACUUUAAAAUAUAGUUCGUGAACAAUUUGGUUUUUGGCAUGUAUUCUCCAGUGUCCUGUUCCUCUUCCUGCCCUUCAACGUAAUUUAAAGAAUGCACCUCCAUUAUUUGCACAGUUCUUAACAUGUCUAUGUCAUUGUUUAUGCUUCUGAUCCAUAUAACGUAGAUACUCUGAUUAAACACGGUUUUUUACAAUAAUUGAUGUACAGUAUGGCUUUUUAUCAUUAAGUCAGUCCAUACCGAUUACAUCUGGCGGUUCACUAGCAUUGAUUCAAGAAAGCAUGGUGCUGCUGAUGGGACACAGUUGAAUCCGUCCAUAGUUUGCUUGUACGGAAUGUGCUGCCGACAUUACACUCCGAGAAGGCCUUGGGAUUGUGUAAAAAAUAAAAACAUUUUACUUUGUGGAGCGAAGUUGACGUUCAGAUUGAGGAGGGUGGAGAAGCGACGUUCACAACGGGUGGAUAAAACCUCGCAAGGUGAUAUAGUAGGAAGCACAGGCGAUGCAUCAGCCAACCAUUAGUCUGUUCCGCAACCUGUCAGCAAUGAACACCACCACGCGAUGGCAUUUGUGCACCUCUGUGUGUGAGUGUGUGAGCGGUAGUGUAGCGGUCAGCGCGCUUUGCUGUGAACCCGGCAACUCAAGUUCGAUUCCUGCUCACGGCCAAAUCCAGUGACUUUUAAUCAGUCCCGUGCCUCCCCUAGGUCGACUCAGCCUAAAACAUGUAGCUGAUGCGGCGUGUAAAUAUUUCUACUCAUGAGACAGGCGGCUGGGCGUGGUGCUGGUCACCCACCCUCUCAAAUGUCUCAAUUUGGAUUACAACAGCAACAUCGCCCCCUACCGCGAAGACUUCACAGGACCCUCCUGAAACAUUUGAGACUCAGGCGUUCAUGGUAGACAAGCGCAAAUAAAAUUAAUAUCAAUGUUUAUACCUUGAAUAAACUUUGUUAUUUCUGAUGUAUUUUGCCAAGAAUUUCUUUCAAAAAUGUUAAUACAAUUUGCGAUGAUCACAAUACAUUUGAUAUGUAGAAAUACGGACUCUUACGAUUAUCGUGGAAACCAUAUAUCUUACAAUAUGAGGAAGCUAUUGGAGCUAUGCACUCUUAAGUCUACAUCGAAAACUCAUUUAUUUUUGUUUCGUGUGUUCAACAUCCGUGUACACAUCGUCAAGAAAAGCCCCGGCACGAUAAUCGUGGAUGCCGUGCGGUGCGCGAACAUCGCCGCCCUCGCUCAAUGCGCGAUCCCCCCCUGGGUUUCCGCGCUCCGCCUAUGGCGCGGGGAGGCGCAGGGAGGAGGAGCGCGCGGAUCCUCACUCGGAGCCUCGCGGCGAUGGAGCCUGGAGGGGAGCCUGGAGGGGACACGGAAUGCGAGAUGGGCUCGGCGAGGGGGGGCUCAGCGAGGGGGGGCUCGGCGAGGGGGGGCUCGGCUCGAGGGGGGUCCUGUGCGCUGGGGGCUGCGCUGUGCACGGCGUUCAUCAUCAUCUUCGGAAUCCUCGCUGUCGUCAACAGGUUAAUCGUGAUCGCGCCUGCAGACGUGUGCACCACGGCAGAGUGCGUGGAGGCAGCGGCCGCGGUGAUGCAGAAGCUGGACUGGAGCACGGAUCCGUGCGACAACUUCUUCCGCUUCUCGUGCGCGGGCUGGGUGCGCGCCAACCCCAUCCCCGAGGACGCCUCCACCUACGGAACCUACUCGCACGUGCGCAAGCAGGUGGACCUGAAGCUCAAGGAACUUCUGGAGAGGGAUAGCGACGAGCACACUGAGCUGGAGGCCAUCAGACGGGCAAAGGUUAUGUACCGGUCCUGCAUGAACGAGUCCCUCAUCGAGGAUCUGGACACUGCACCGCUACUGCAGCUGUUGUCCCACCCAAUGCUCCGCUGGCCGGUCCUGAGCUCUACCGUCGGAUGUCGCGACUCAAGCGAGGGACUCGCUGCCUGCCCCCAUCGAGAGCCCUCCUCAGAGGCCGAGCCGUGGGACGCGGGCGCCUUCGAUCUGAGGGAGACGCUGGCCGUGUUGAGCAGAAACUUCAGCCACUCCAUUCUCAUGUCCCUGCACCUGGGCACCGACGACAAGAGCUCGGCGCACUACAUCCUGAAGUUUGACCAGGCAUCACUGAUCCUUCCAGCCAGAGAGGACUACACCACCAACAGCACGCAGGCAGUCACUCACCGACAGGCGCUGCUCCGCCUCCUGGUCGACAUCGCCCUGAUGCUGGGAGCAGAGUCGCGCACUGCGCAUGAGGACAUGGGCGCCAUCCUCAACUUCGAAGUGCAGUUAGCAAACAUUUUGGUCCCGCGGGAGAAUCGCACGAGCGAGGCGCUCUACAACCGCUACACGGUGGCCGAAUUGCAGGACCUGAUCCCGCAGUUCGAUUGGCUGCGCUUCAUGAAGGCUGCGAUAGACACGCAGGAGAGGUACCCGGAGCUCAACGCCCUCAACUCCUCCGAGCCAGUCAUCGUCUGCGUGCCGACCUACUUCCAGAGCCUCUUUGAGCUGCUGGGACACACAGACAAGCGUGUUGUUGCGAAUUACGUGGUAGGACGGCUCGUGAUGAACAGGGUGCGGAGUCUGAGCCAGAGGUUUCUGCAGAGACACCUGCAGUUCCACCAGGUGGUGAUGGGUACGCGCUCGGUGCAGGCGCGCUGGGACUUGUGCGUGAACCUGGUGGAGGCCAUGAUGCCCAGCGUCAUGGGACGGCUCUUUGUGGAUGCCCAUUUCCAAGAGGAGAAGAAGGAGCUGAUGGAGAAGCUGGUCGAUGGGAUUCGCUGGGCAUUUGUGGAUAUGCUGGAGACCGAGAACACCUGGAUGGAUGUGCCCACCAAGCAGAAGGCAACUGAAAAGGCUGAUGCGGUGUUGGCCAGGAUGGGCUAUCCAGACUAUAUCAAGAAUAAUACGUACAUCAAUGAAGAAGUCAAAAUGCUGCGCUUGAGGGAGGAUGAUUACUUUGGGAACGUGCUCCAGCUGCUGCAGAACAUGGCGCAGCACGACUUCCACUGGCUGCGCAGACGCGUCUCCAAGACAGAGUGGUAUACCAACCCCACGACUGUGAACGCCUUCUACAGCGCCACGACCAACCAGAUCCUGUUUCCAGCAGGAGAAUUGCAGAAGCCCUUUUUCUGGGGAGACAAAUACCCAAUGUCCCUGAACUACGGUGCCAUCGGAGUCAUCGUGGGACACGAAUUCACUCACGGCUUCGACAACAAUGGAAGGAAAUACGACAAACAUGGCAACCUGCACCAAUGGUGGAGCAACACAUCGAUUGCACGCUUCUCUGAGAAGGCGCAGUGCAUGAUCGAGCAGUACAACAACUACUACUGGAAGGAAGCGCAGCUGCCUCUCAAGGGCAAGAGGACACUGGGAGAGAACAUCGCCGACAGUGGGGGGGUUCGAGAGGCCUUCAGGGCAUAUAGGAAAUGGAUCAAGGACAGCCGGGGCGGGCAGGAGGAGCCUCUGCUACCUGGACUCAACCUGACCCACAACCAGCUGUUCUUCAUCAGUUACGCACAUGUGCGGUGCCAAGCACACCGGCCUGGGGAAGCCAGGCAGAUGGUGCUAGUCGGGGCUCACAGCCCUCCGGAGUUCAGAGUCCUGGGAUCGAUGAGUAACUUUCCGGAGUUUGCUCGCGCGUUCCAGUGUGCGGAAGGCACCACGAUGAACCGUGGCAAGCAGGCGUGCCGCGUCUGGUGAAGCGCAUGACCGGUCCCCCAUCCCCGCGGGACUGCACGGACAUUCCAGCCGAUGUAUGCAGACUUGUUUAGGGGAACCAUACUCAAUGACAAACCUCCCAAAUUAAAAGAUCAAUGAGAAAUUAGGAUUUAUCUUGUGCAGAGUGCGAAAAGAAAGCUGAAGUGUUUUUUUUUGCACAUUUCCAACACGUCACUAUAUUGCACUGUUUAAAUGUUCGGCAACAUCCCACAUGAAACACCGCAGCUCCAUUGCAUCUGUUUGGCUGGGCAGAGACUGAGAUGAUCUGAGACCUGACCCCUGCCCUCCUCGCUUGCCUGGAUAACCCAGCCCCGCUUGCUCAACUAAUUCCAGCAAAGAUCUAGGAAAGAAAUGUUUGGCCUAUAAAAAAAAAAACAUUUUAGAUAAAAAAAUACAUUUAAUGCACAUGUAAAAUAAGUAAGAAAAAUGUGUCGCUUGUCUUCAUGAAGACAGAUUGAUACAUUUUUACAAUUAAACAUCUCAUUACCGUCUUAAAUCAAAUGAAUUGCACCUUGCUAAAUUCUAUUCUCUCAUUGCCAUGACAACUACCCACGUGAGUUGGGGCCAAGUUGAGCAGAGCCCUGGGAGCCCAGUUCUGCACCGGCUUCACUCCACACAAUGCACAAUUAGUUUAACAUUUCAGAACUAUCACUAUAUUAGUCGUGUUUUACAUCUAUAAUUCAUGUAUUAAAAGGAAAAAUGUAUUUACUAAACGUAGAUGAUUACAAAUUGACUGUGAUUGCAUAUCCCUUCGAGGGAAGCACUCAAAUAUGUUGUGCUGUAUGCAAUAAUAGGGGUUUUCUCCUUUUUUCUGGCAACAAAAUUGAAACCUUCUUACAAGGAUUCAUGUCUGCAUUAGCCACAAUACCCGCAGUCAA